UUUGAUUCGUAUGGUUGACGUGUCGAAAUGAUCUCAACCGACUUCCGCAAAAUACACAUAUUUGAUCUUGUCACUCAGAGGAUGUUCAAAACGAAGUGAUGAAAGCAUAAAAAAAUCGCCAUUUGGGAAAUCCCCGCGAAGCAAGGAUGGGCUACGGUUUGAACAAGUUCGUCGGUAAAAUUGAUCAGAAUUUACUGUGCAACAUUUGUGUAGGGGUGUUAGAAAAUGCCAUAACUACAAUUUGCGGCCACUCUUUUUGUGAAUCCUGCCUUGAAACGUGGCUAAGCAGACCAGAAGUUCAGAGCUGCCCAAGUUGUAGAUCGCACGUUUUGAGUUUAGAUUUAAUCCCUGUUCACGCUAUCAGAGGUCUAGUAGAUGGUUUAUUAGUUCACUGUGAAAAUGCUGAUAAUGGCUGCGACAUUGUUACACGAAUGGACAACAUGAAGUCUCAUUUGGAGUCUUGCCCUUAUGGUCUUGUCCAGUGUAAAGCCUGCGAGGUAAAAGUCAAAAGGAUCGACCUACAAACUCAUCAUGAAAACUGUGAAGUCUUGAACGCACUCGCUACAAAAACAAGACUCGAAAACAAAGAACCGACUAUUGAAGGUCUGACUCGACAGAUCGCAGAGUUGGAGAUCGAUCUUCAAAAGACCAAGUCGGCGUUAAAGGAUUCACAAGGCGAUGUGCAGAGAGUUAAGCGAGAUCUCAGGGAAAUGCAGUACCGGCUAGAGCGAACAGUAUCCCUAGAAGAAGAGCAAUUUGAUCAAGAUUGGGACCCAGAUUAUGCGUAUGGCUACUCGCCUCAUAGUAUAGCGCAGCUUGCAAGCCUCGUUUCUCGCUACCUGUUGAACAAGCCAUAUUAUGUAGAUCGCAACCGAAUUUUUAACUCGAUCAAGCGUUGCUACGAGUAUUACCACGGAUACGCGAGUUAUUCCCAAGAUGUGCAUAUGCUUCUCGCUACAUCGUACGCCAGUAACUGGUUCACGGAAAACCAGAGAAAUAACUUUGACUGUUGGUUAAGGAUCCUUACGAGAGAGAGGUUUUUACGGUAGAGGACUGGUCAAGGCCGACGAGUGAAAAACAAACAGAGUGCCAACAUUGUACGCAGAUGUACAAAUAACUUGAACUCUUUUCAUUCAAUCGAAGAAGCCGAAAACAAACAUCAAAGAAAAGUGAAAACAAUAUUUUUCAAUGGCAUAUCACAUUUUCAAUAUUUAAAAAUGGUCCGAUUUAAGAAAAACAUAUUUUUUGCGAUAUGUCUAUGGGCAAUUUUUCUUUCUUUCUUAUCUUAUUAUUGCAUAUCCUGAUGAGAUGUCCAUUUCGGUAUAAGCAGAAUAUUCAACCACUUGAAUCACGUGAAAAUUCAAUCCACCCUACAAUAAAAUCAACUCCGUUAUAAGCGUA
This is a messenger RNA of Nematostella vectensis (starlet sea anemone), 1401 nucleotides long. RefSeq names its product E3 ubiquitin-protein ligase NRDP1. The record is from RefSeq and is a predicted model, not a curated record. NCBI's taxonomy places the organism in Eukaryota, Metazoa, Cnidaria, Anthozoa, Actiniaria, Edwardsiidae. The coding region runs from base 147 to 1049 and encodes 300 amino acids. The transcript has a single exon.